Messenger RNA from Gigantopelta aegis, 657 nucleotides. Its product is annotated as craniofacial development protein 2-like. Lineage: Eukaryota; Metazoa; Mollusca; Gastropoda; Neomphalida; Peltospiridae. Gene Ontology annotation, molecular function: catalytic activity. The record is from RefSeq and is a predicted model, not a curated record. The transcript has a single exon. Gene Ontology annotation, biological process: chromatin remodeling. Gene Ontology annotation, cellular component: nucleus. The coding region runs from base 1 to 657 and encodes 218 amino acids.
AUGGACAACUACAAAAUCGAUUUCCUAGGAAUCAGUGAAACGAGGUGGACAGGAGCAGGCAGAAUGCAGCUUGCAAAUGGACAAACACUGCUCUACACAGGACGACAGGACAAUCACCACUCAGAAGGCAUCGGUAUCGUCAAGAAACUGAUGGAAUGGAAACCAGUUGGAUCAAGACUUCUCGGUGCUAGAUUCAAUUCCAAGUACACAAAACUCUCCAUUGUAUCGUGCUAUGCUCCAACUGAGGAUGCUGAGGAAGAAGAUAAAGACAUCUUCUAUGAUCAGUUGCAGCAUAUCCUUCAAAAUGUUCCAGCACAUGAUAUGCUGCUUGUGAUUGGGGACUUUAAUGCAAAAGUUGGAAAUGAAAACACUGGAAAAGAACAGAUCAUGGGGGAAAAUGGUUGCAGAAUUAUGAAUGAAAAUGGGAAGCAGAUCUGUGAACUGUGUGAAGAAAAUAAUUUAGUUGUGGGUGGCACCCUGUUCCAACAUAAAGAUAUCCACAAGCUGACAUGGACAUCACCAGAUGGCUCCACUAUCAACCAGAUUGACCACAUCUUGAUAAACAGAAAGUGGAGAAGUUCUUUACAUGAUGUAAAGGCAAGACGAAGUGCAGAUGUUGCUAGUGACCACUCUAGUGAUUGGACUCAUAUCACUUAA